GUGGCUGGCGCCUUAGCCGCUUGAGCCACAGGUGCCGAGCCGAGAAAUCUUUCUUUAGGUCUAUCUGAAGUCCAGCAAAAUCCAUUAUUUUCUUUGGCUCAGUAGCACAGGCUGAGCUCCUGGGGCUGCCUCAUGCUGGUGUGAAUGCGGAGCACAUGCUGGGCCCUGAGAGCAGCUCCCAAGCAAUGAGGUGUAGGCCUGCAUGCUGACGCUUCACGGUGCAUUUUGGUCUCCCAGGAGCCCAGCUUUUGGGGACUGAUGCAAAGCUAAGGUGCUGGUGCCAUCAGAGUCCAGAUGUCACUGGAAGCUUUGUUGGCAGAGCAGCAGCAGCAAAGGACUCCACUUAGCACCCAAGCUGCCCUCAGUGUAGAGUUCAUUCAGUACAUUCAUCCCACGACCCUCCCUCAGGGCACCAUCAACAUGAACCAGUGCACAGAUGUGGUGGAUGGGGAGGGCCGCACAGGCCAGAAGUUCUCCUUGUGCAUCCUGACGCCUGAGAAGGAGCAUUUCAUCAGGGCAGAAACCAAGGAGAUCGUCAGCGGGUGGCUGGAGAUGCUCAUGGUCUAUCCCAGGACUAACAAGCAGAACCAGAAGAAGAAACGGAAAGUGGAGCCUCCCACACCGCAGGAGCCCGGGCCUGCCAAGAUGGCUGUUACCAGCAGCAGCAGCAGCAGCAGCAGCAGCAGCAGCAGCAGCAGCAUUCCCAGUGCUGAGAAGGUCCCCACUACCAAGUCCACGCUGUGGCAGGAGGAAAUGCGGGGCAAGGACCAGGCAGAUGGGAGCAGCCUGUGUCCAGCUCAGAGUCCUGGCCAGGGCCAGCCUCCUACUGCCAGCUCCCUGCGGGAACCUGGGCUGGAGACCAAAGAAGAGGAGGGUGCUGUGAGCAGUGACCGCAUGGACAGUGGCCGCAAAGUCCGAGUGGAGAGCGGCUACUUCUCCCUGGAGAAGACCAAGCAGGAUGUGAAGGCAGAGGAACAGCAGCUGCCCCCACCGCUCUCCCCACCCAGCCCCAGCACCCCUGACAACAGGUACAGUUGCCCCAAGUCACCCUCCCAGGAGCUUGGUCAUCCUCUUGCUUCCCCAGGUCCUCGGCCCCCAAGCCGGAUGAUCUGCAGCGUCUCCCUUGGCUCCCUGGAUGCAGCUGGCCGGCCCCCAACCCAUGUGGACUCUGGCAGCCCUGGGGGGCAGGGGACAGACAGACUGGGGAGCACCUUUGCCUUUAAAGCCAGCAGGCAGUACGCCACCCUGGCUGACGUCCCCAAGGCCAUCAGGAUCAGCCACCGAGAAGCUUUCCAGGUGGAGAGAAGGCGGCUAGAACGGAGGACUCGGGCCCGGAGCCCUGGCAGGGAAGAGGUGGCCCGCCUGUUUGGCAAUGAGCGGAGGAGGUCCCAGGUAAUUGAAAAAUUUGAGGCCUUGGACAUUGAGAAGGCAGAGCACAUGGAGACCAACAUGUCAGCAGGGCCCUCACCCACCAGUGACACCCGCCAAGGCCGCAGCGAGAAGAGGGUUUUCCCUAGGAAGCGGGACUUCACCAGUGAAGCCCCCACAGCUCCUCUCUCAGACGCCUCGGCUUCCCCCCUGUCUCCACACCGCAGAGCCAAGUCACUGGACAGGAGGUCCACGGAGCCCUCCAUGACGCCUGACCUGCUGAAUUUCAAGAAAGGCUGGCUGACUAAGCAAUAUGAGGAUGGUCAGUGGAAGAAACACUGGUUUGUCCUGGCCGAUCAAAGCCUGAGGUACUACAGGGACUCAGUGGCUGAGGAGGCAGCCGACUUGGAUGGGGAAAUUAACUUGUCUACAUGUUAUGAUGUCACGGAAUAUCCAGUACAGAGAAACUAUGGCUUCCGGAUACAUACAAAGGAGGGUGAGUUCACCUUGUCAGCCAUGACAUCUGGAAUCCGGCGGAACUGGAUCCAGACCAUCAUGAAGCACGUGCACCCAGCCACUGCCCCGGAUGUGACCAGCUCCCUGCCGGAAGAAAAGAGCAAGAGCAGCCCUUCUUGUGAGACCUGCCCAAGGCUGAGUGAGAAGCAGGAGGCGGAGUCUGGGGAGCUAGACACUGAGCAGAGGAGGAGCCGAGCUCGGGAGCGGAGAAGGGAGGGCCGUUCCAAGACCUUUGACUGGGCUGAGUUUCGCCCCAUGCAGCAGGCCCUGGCUCAGGAGAGGGCUUAUGCCAUAGGGACCCCUGAUACUCAUGAGGCAGAGACCGGUGAGCUAGAGCGGGAGCGUGCACGGCGGAGGGAAGAGCGCCGCAAGCGCUUCGGGAUGCAGGACACGGAUGAUGUGGCUCUGCGCAUGGAAGUGGACAGGAGCCCAGGGCUGCCUGUGGCCCCCGACCUCAAGACACAGAAUGUCCACGUGGAGAUUGAGCAGCGAUGGCAUCAAGUGGAGACCACCCCUCUCCGAGAAGAAAAGCAGGUGCCCAUUGCCCCCCUGCACCUGUCCUCCUCAGAGGAUGGAGGAGACCGGCUCUCCACUCACGAGCUGACCUCUCUGCUGGAGAAGGAGCUGGAGCAGAGCCAGAGGGAGGCCUCAGACCUUCUGGAGCAGAACCGACUCCUGCAGGACCAGCUGAGAGUGGCCUUGGGCCGGGAGCAGAGUGCGCGGGAGGGCUAUGUGCUGCAGACUGAAGUGGCCACUUCCCCAUCGGGUGCCUGGCAGAGGCUCCAUAGAGUCAACCAAGACCUCCAAAGUGAGCUGGAAGCCCAGUGCCAGCGCCAGGAGCUGAUCACGCACCAGAUUCAGACCCUGAAACGCAGCUAUGGGGAGGCCAAGGGUGCGAUCCGGCACCACGAGGCCGAGAUCCGGAGCCUCCAGGCGCGGCUUAGCAAUGCUGCCGCGGAGCUGGUCAUCAAGGAGCAGGCAUUGGCCAAGCUGAAGGCAGACUUGAAACGGGAGCAAGGCAGGGCCCGCGAGCAGCUGGAGGAGUGGCAACACAGCGAGGCGGCAUUGAGCGGCCAGCUGCGGGCCAGUGAGCAGAAGCUCAAGAGUGCUGAGGCCCUGCUUCUGGAGAAGACGCAGGAGCUGCGAGGCUUGGAGACACAGCAGGCGCUGCAGCAGGACCGGCAGAAGGAGGCACAGAGGCUGCAGGAGCGCAUCGCCGACCUUAGCCAGCAGCUUGGUGCCAGUGAGCAGGCGCAGCGACUGAUGGAGGAGAAGCUGCGGAGGAACUACGAGCUAUUGCUGGACAGCUGUGAGAAGGAGAAGCAGGCGCUGCUGCAGAGCCUGCGUGAGGCUGAGGACAAGGCCACCGCCUAUGAGGACCAGCUGCAGGGCCAUGCCCAGCAGGUGGAGGCCCUCCAGAAAGAGAAGCUAAGCGCCUCAUUUGAGGGCAGCGAGCAGGUGCACCAGCUGGAGGAGCAGCUGGCAUUGCGGGAAGGAAGCCUCUGCAGGCUCGCCGAGCACGUGCAAAGCCUCUGUGAUGAGCGGGACCUCCUCAGGCAGCGGCUGCAGGAGCUGACAGAGCGAGUGGCCACGUCUGAUGGGGAUGUUACUGAGCUCCAGGAGAAGCUGCAGGGGAGGGAGGCGGACUGUCAGCGCCUGGAGCAUGCGUUGCAGAGGGUGUCCAGCCAGCUCCAGAGUGUGCAUGUGCUGCUCCGAGAGAAGGAGGAAGAGCUGGAGUGCAUCAAGGAAGUACACAGGAAAGUCCUGGAGAAGAAAAAUCAAGACCUCAAUGAGGCUUUGGUUAAAAUGGUUGCUUUGGGGAGCAGCUUAGAGGAAACAGAAAUUAAGCUUCAGGCAAAGGAAGAGAUUUUAAGGAAAUUUGCAAAUGAAUCUUCAAAGGAUGUGGAAGAGACACAGAGUGCCCAAGAAGAAAUAGAAGGAGAUGGCAUUUUGCUCUUGGGCCAACAGCUUCAAGUCACUGUGGCACCUCUGGGCUGCCUACAUACAAGACUUGAGGAGGAGGAGGACCUGGGAACCAUCCCAGGGGAGGAGUGUGGUGACAGUAGCCUUGGUGGGGAAGAGAGCCUGGUGCUCCUAAAGUUGGCAGAAGUGCCUGACAGGGAGGGGCACCCACAUGGCAUAGGCAGAACUGACCAGGGGGCACCUGGGGUCAAAAGACAGAGGAUUCGUUUCUCCACAAUCCAGUGUCAGAGGUACGUCCACCCUGAAGGGUCAGAGAAGACAUGGACCAGCAGUACAUCUUCUGACACCAGCCAGGACCGGUCACCCUCAGAGGAAAGCAUGUCCUCAGAGCCUGCACCCAGCACGCUGCCUGCCAGCAGUGACUCUGAGACGUAUCUCUCCAUCAUCCACUCCCUGGAGACCAAGCUGUACGUCACAGAAGAGAAACUCAAAGAUGUGACCAUCCGGCUAGAGAGCCAGCAGGGCCAGAGCCAGGAGGCGCUGUUGGCACUGCACCACCAGUGGGCUGGCACCGAGGCCCAGCUGCGUGAGCAGCUCCACACCAGCCUGCUCCAGGUCGGAGCACUGACUUCCCAACUGGAGCAGGAGAGGCAGGAGAGGUCCAGGAGGGUCGAAGGUCAUGUUGGGGAGCUUGGCGACUUCCAGGUGAAAAACAGUCAGGCCUUGACCUACUUGGAAAACUGCCGAGAGCAGCUGACAUCUUUGCUGAGGGCUGGCCAGAAAGAUGAGGAGAAUGUGUGUGCUGCCUCCCUGGUCAGUAUGGAGGGUGCCCUGGUCAGCGCCAUCCAGGCCCUACAACACUGGCCAGCCUCGGCUGACAGUGGGGCUGGUGCCCAGUUGGAGGAGGGUGACUCCACAGGGAGCAGAGUACCAGCUCCUUGGCGGCUGACUGAGCAGGAGCAGGUGAGGCUCCUUUCUGAACAAAUUGCUCUGGAGGCCUCGCUGAUCAGUCAAAUAGCAGACUCUCUGAAGAACACCACAUCAGAUAUCUCCCAUGUUCUCCACGAGAUUCCUCAAUCAGGACAGUUGCUGCUGGAGUCUGAGAGCACCACGGUCUCUACUGGGGCUCCUGCCGAUGCCUGGGCCAAGAAGGUGCUGGUGGACGGUGAGUUCUGGAGUCAGGUUGAGUCUCUGAGGAAGCGCCUGGGGACACUGGGAGGCGAGGCAGUCUCUGCAUCAGGAGGUGGACAGCAGAGCGCCCCACAGGGCCUGGCUCCUGUGCUGGCCAGCGCCACGUGGGUCAGGGCAGAGCUCAGCUUUGCCGCACAAUCUGUGCGGGAGUCACUUCGCCGCAGGCUGCAGAGUGUCCAGGAGACGCUGCAGGGGACCCAGACGGCUCUACAGCAGCACCGGUGCGCCCUGCGGCAGGUCCUAGACGCCUAUCAGACCCCAGACUUUGAGAGGGUGAUGCGGCAGGUCUCAGAGUCCCUCAGGCUUCCAGCAGGCAAUGCUGUACCUGCAUCCUGGGACCUGAGCCCCUCAGAAGUGCUGAGCCAAGACUCAGUUGGCCCCCAGGAGCCCUUUCAGUCAUCUGCCCAGAGCUCCAGGGCCCUGGUGGCUAUUCAGGAAGAGCUGGCCCAGCAGCUAAAGGAGAAGGCCAGCAUCUUAGAGGAGAUAGCCGCCUCUUUACCAUCGCUCCCACCUGCGGCAGCUCUGAGAGAUUGCCAGAAACUGCUUCAGGCGUCCCAGACUCUCUCAUAUAGCACUUGUCUGGGCGGCCUGGGUCAGUAUUCCUCUUUACUGGUACAAGAUGCAAUUGUUCAGGCUCAGGUGUGUUAUGCAGCUUGCAGGAUCCGGCUGGAGUAUGAAAAGGAGCUCCAGGUCUGUAAGGAGUCCCGGCUGACUGGGGGCACCUUCUGCCUGGAGCCUGCCCAAGCCGUCAGGGUUCUAAGGGAUGAGUACGAAGACCUUCUCCGUAAGCAGAAGAGCGAGUACCUGGAAGUGAUUGCUGUCAUUGAAAGGGAAAACACAGAGCUCAAGGCCAAGGCGGCCCAGCUGGACCAGCAGCAGCAGAGUCUGGAGGAGGUGGAAAGCAAGCACAGUGCGAGCAUGUGUGCCCUGCAGGGCAGGUACGCCAAGGAGAUGCGCUGUGUGGCAGAGCAGCUGAACAGGGCCCAGAGCUCACUGCAGGCUGAGCGCAGCCGGGUGCUGAGCCAGCUGGAUGCCUCUGUCAGAGACAGACAGGACAUGGAGCGGCAGCAUGUGGUACAGAUGCAGACGCUGGAGGACAGGUUCCAGCUUAAGAUCCAGGAGCUGCAGGCCAUCCACGGGGAGGAGCUGCGGGCCCUGCAAGAGCACUGCUCGCAGAGCCUGCGCUGCCUGCAGGAGACACUCCGCCUCCACCAGGGCCAGCACCCCAGGGCCCUGUCAGCCCUCUCCACCCACGGGGAGGCCAUGGAAGGGGAGGCCGAUUCCAUGACGGGGCUGCGGGAGCGCAUCCAGGAGCUGGAGGCCCAGAUGAAUGCUAUGCGGGAGGAGCUGGGCCAUAAGGACCUGGAGGGUGACGCGGCCACACUGCAGGAGAAGUACCAGAGGGACUUUGAGAGCCUUAAGGCUACAUGUGAGCGAGGAUUUGCAGCGAUGGAAGAAACACACCAGAAGAAGAUCGAAGAUCUGCAGCGGCAGCACCAGCGAGAGCUGGAGAAGCUCCGGGAAGAGAAAGACCGCCUCCUAGCUGAGGAGACAGCAGCUACCAUCUCAGCCAUUGAAGCCAUGAAAAAUGCACACCGGGAAGAGAUGGAACGGGAGCUGGAGAAGACCCAGCGGUCCCAGAUUAGCAGUGUCAACUCAGAUGUUGAAGGCCUGAGGCGGCAAUAUCUGGAGGAGCUGCAGUCGGUGAAGCGGGAACUAGAGGUGCUAUCCGAGCAGUACUCACAGAAGUGCCUGGAGAAUGCCCACCUGGCCCAGGCACUGGAGGCCGAGCGCCAGGCCCUGCGGCAGUGCCAGCGUGAGAACCAGGAGCUCAAUGCCCACAACCAGGAGCUGAACAACCGCCUGGCUGCAGAGAUUACACGGUUACGGACGCUGCUGACCGGGGAUGGCGGCGGGGAGGCUGCUGGGUCACCCCUCACACAGGGCAAGGAUGCCUAUGAGUUGGAGGUCUUACUGAGGGUUAAGGAGUCAGAAAUACAGUACCUAAAGCAGGAGAUCAGCUCCCUCAAGGAUGAGCUGCAGACAGCAUUGCGGGACAAGAAGUAUGCCAGUGACAAGUACAAAGACAUCUACACAGAGCUCAGUAUUGCAAAGGCAAAGGCCGACUGUGACGUCAGCAGAUUGAAAGAACAGCUCAAGGCUGCAACAGAAGCACUGGGGGAGAAAUCACCUGAGAGCCCCUCUGUGUCAGGAUAUGAUAUAAUGAAAUCUAAAAGUAACCCCGACUUCUUGAAGAAAGACCGAUCCUGUGUUGCCCGGCAGCUCAGAAACAUCAGAUCCAAGAGUCUGAAGGAAGGCCUGACCGUACAGGAGCGGCUGAAGCUCUUUGAAUCCAGGGACUUGAAGAAGGACUAGCUGUGCCCUGUUCGACUUGAACACGCACCUUUCUCGGCUUGUGCAGCACAGCUCGAGCACUGCUUUUUGUCUGUACCUUUGUUUUGUAUGAUUAUUAUUGUGAUUAUUGUCAUCUUUGACUGUGGGUCUGGAUGCAUGAGAGACUGGUUAUGGGUUGCUCACACCACUCCCUGCUGUGCUGAUUUAGACUUCCUGUAGUCAUCAAAGCUUUUUUCCCAUGGUUUUCUGAAAUUAGUCCAGCAGUAGGGGCUGGGGAGGGACAUCCCUCCAGCUGGCAUCUGUGUGAGAGCCCCUUCCUUGCUGUCACCCGCACUCACCGUCAGUAUUAAGGCUCAGCAGCCUGUUGAUAAGCUAGCCUGUAUCCUGAGUGCUGGUGUGGAAGCAGGGCCGCAGCCAGCAUGCCUCAGGGCAGACGCAACAGCCUUAUGGGCAUCUGGCUUGGCCUGGAUCACAGCACUGACUACCUGACUCAAUGGCCUAGCGCUAGAGGGAUGUGCACUGCCUUCUGAGGACAGCAUUUUGUACUUGUCCCACUGAUGCAGCUUAGAAUCACAACCCAGAUAAUCGUGGCAAACUUUUCACAACCUGGAAAAUGUUGAAAGCAGUCAUUCCUAUUUUUGUUUUUUUUAUUAAAUCUUGCACAAAAUCC
This is a messenger RNA of Otolemur garnettii (small-eared galago), 8023 nucleotides long. RefSeq names its product myosin phosphatase Rho interacting protein (gene MPRIP). Lineage: Eukaryota; Metazoa; Chordata; Mammalia; Primates; Galagidae. The transcript has 24 exons. The coding region runs from base 295 to 7374 and encodes 2359 amino acids. The record is from RefSeq and is a predicted model, not a curated record. Gene Ontology annotation, cellular component: actin cytoskeleton. Gene Ontology annotation, molecular function: actin filament binding. Gene Ontology annotation, biological process: actin filament organization.